This is a messenger RNA of Jatropha curcas, 588 nucleotides long. The record is from RefSeq and is a predicted model, not a curated record. Lineage: Eukaryota; Viridiplantae; Streptophyta; Magnoliopsida; Malpighiales; Euphorbiaceae.
AUGCGAAUUGUUGGAAGAAUAUCACUGACAUUACUCCCAAGUUUCAUCGCUACAUACAGAUGUCCAGGUGUUUUGAAUAGUGCACUGCAUUGGAUUGCUUAUAGAAGGAAAAAUAAUACUAAUACUGAAUGUUUUAUCAUGGUGUUUGACUUAAGAGAUGAGGUCUUUGGUGAGAUAAUGUUGCCUCAAUGUUUGGUGAAUUCUUGGUAUUUGAACCUUCAUGUUCAUGUAUUUGGGGAAUCAUCAAUUGCUGUUAUUCAUCAAAAAUAUAAAAAGCCAGAUAUAUGGGUGAUGAAAGAGUAUGGUGUAGUGGCAUCGUGGGUGAUGAUAGGAACUGUGGGUAAAUGUUGGAGAGGGGACUCGAGGGUGUUGGGUUUUAGGAGUAAUGGAGACGUGUUUUUGCAAUUUUAUCGAGGAGGGGUAGCUUCCCAGAACAUAGAGAGCAAAAGGCUUAAAAAUCUCAUUCCUACAGUGAAGUACAGUUACUCUUCUUUUUAUAGCUACAUGGAGAGCUUAGUAUUGCUUGAUAAAGGCUCUGACGUAAGAGCAAGUGGUACAAGCAGUCCAAAUGAGGCAAAACGAGUUUAA